Lingula anatina is the source of this 1317-nucleotide messenger RNA. RefSeq lists its product as uncharacterized. Gene Ontology annotation, biological process: protein ubiquitination; regulation of apoptotic process. Gene Ontology annotation, molecular function: ubiquitin-protein transferase activity; metal ion binding. Lineage: Eukaryota; Metazoa; Brachiopoda; Lingulata; Lingulida; Lingulidae. The record is from RefSeq and is a predicted model, not a curated record.
AUGGAUCUGGAUGAGUAUUUGAAGAAGAGGCGUAUAUUACUUCAUGGUGAUCUACCGAUGACGUCAGAUGACUUAAACUUUGGUAAAUGCUUUCUGAAAGAGGGUACCCAAAGCUUAUCGUGGCUAGACAUUGCUGGCCAACCGAAAAAAGAAGCCAAUCCGAAGGUUCUUCUUGAGUGGGCAUAUGAAAGUGGACAUUACGACCCCCUUCCUCUGCUCUCCAGGAAGUUUCCACAGACUUUUAAUGGCUACGAUGAGAAAGAUUUCAGAAUAGAAAGACUCCACAAACUUAUAACGCACAAAAAUGGUCAAAUAUCACAGUUGAUUUCGAAAUUGUCAAAAACAGAGCAUAAGUUGAAAAAAGUGGAGGAUGCAUUGGUUAAUAUGAUGAAUCAACAUCAAGAUACAAUUACGUAUAAAGUCCAGCAGCAUCGUGUUGGAGAAGAAGACCACUGUAACAAAGACAUCAAACCAGAACUUGGGGGUCAUUAUUUAGGGCCAGAAUCACAAAUAGCACCGCCAAUUAAUGCUCCCAAUGGUGAGGUCAACAAUGUUGGUGCUUUGAAAUAUAUUUUUGUUGUUGGGGAGGAUCUAAAAACGAUUGAGUCACAAGCAAGGGGAGAACACACACAGCCAGUGUGUGAUAGUAAGGUGGAUGAUAAAAUACAUCAUUGGCCAGGUACAAAAGUCCCAUUGGGCAGCAGUGUUCCCACAGGUGGAGACAACACUGAUAAAGAUGGCGUUCAUGAAAAUGCCAGUGCUGAUCUGGAGCAGGGACACGAUAGUGGCUCACAAGCAAGUGGAGGACACUCAGGGGCAGUGUAUGAUGAUGGUGAUUUCCAUGCAGAGCGCGUAUAUGGAGAGCGGGUUCAUGGUUUGAGUACAGUGAUUUGUGUGGAUACUUCCGGGAGCAUGGAAGGAGAACCUUUCACUGACAUGAAAAAUGCAGUACACAAGAUUCUUGAUGACGCAGAGUACACGAAAAAUGUGUAUGAAUUCAAGGAGUUGAUUGGGCUUGUACAGUGCGGGUCAGGGUCAGACGGUCAUACUGUUGUGAGUUUAACAGACAACUAUAACCAGAUAAGACGGGCACUAGAUCGUCUGAGUCCGAGCGGAAUGAGUCCUUUAGCAACAGGUAUCAGGGAGGCCGUACACGAACUAAAGCGACACUCAUAUGGCCAGAUAUCUAGGAAUUGUAUGACCUCAAAAACAUUGUAUGGAUGGUCCAACGUCCACAGCAUCAAGGACAAUGCCGUGGUCAUCUGGACAGAAAACAUCAACAUGCACAAAGAUCCUACGAUAAGGCAUUUUACUUGA